This is a messenger RNA of Arabis nemorensis, 876 nucleotides long. NCBI's taxonomy places the organism in Eukaryota, Viridiplantae, Streptophyta, Magnoliopsida, Brassicales, Brassicaceae. The record is from the annotation of a GenBank genome assembly.
AUGGAGAGUGAAAAUGGGCGGUACAAGCCCGAUUACUACAAAGGGACACAGUCUGUGUGGACUGUGAUGCCUCAGCAUCAGAUAAAAGAGCAACAUAAUGCGUUGGUAAUGAAUAAGAAGAUCAUGACCAUCCUCGCUGAGAGGGAUGCAGCGAUCAAGGAAAGAAACGAAGCGGUAGCAGCAAGGAAGGAAGCAUUMGCUGCUCGGGAUGAAGCACUUGAGCAACGGGACAAAGCUCUCUCUGAAAGAGAUAAUGCUAUAAUGGAAAGAGAAAGUGCGUURAAURCUCUUCAGUACCGUGAAAACAAUCUAAACUACAUUUUGUCGUGUGCAAAGCGUGGUGGUUCCCAAAGUUGUUUAACUGAAGAAAGCCACUUACCAGACCCUUYCCCUAUAUCAACUAUUCCACCCGAAGCAGCCAACAAGAGACCAGCCAAAAGGAAGAAAGAGRGCAAGCAGGGAAUACGAUCAAAGGGAAAGAAAGUGAGCGAGGAUCUGAACCGUCAGGUUGCUUCUCCGGGAAAGAAAUGCAGAAAAGAUUGGGACAGUAACGAUGYCGGUUUAAACCUAGUCACGUUCGAUGAGACAACAAUGCCAGUGCCCGUGUGCACUUGCACCGGGACUGCUCAUCAGUGUUACAAAUGGGGAAACGGCGGGUGGCAAUCAUCUUGCUGCACAACCACUUUGUCUGAGUAUCCGCUCCCACAGAUGCCAAACAAGCGGCAUUCUCGAAUGGGCGGUAGGAAAAUGAGYGGAAGUGUCUUCUCCAGGUUACUUAGUCGUUUAGCUGGCGAAGGGCACGAGCUUUCYUCUCCCGUUGAUCUAAAGGACUAUUGGGCUAGACAUGGAACAAACCGCUACAUCACUAUCAAGUAG